Messenger RNA from Coregonus sp. 'balchen', 8132 nucleotides. Lineage: Eukaryota; Metazoa; Chordata; Actinopteri; Salmoniformes; Salmonidae. The record is from the annotation of a GenBank genome assembly.
AAUUACAAUGUAUCCAUUAGUCUCGUAUCAACGCUAGAGGGAAAUACCCGACCGAGGACCAGGUAGCAAGCCAUGGCUACUGUGCAGGACUCCAUCUACAUGAAAUCCGCUGAUCUUAUCAAAAAGGAGCCUCUGGACUACGGUGGAUUCGGUACAGUGUAUCUGUGCUAUCACAAAACCCUCGGCCAGGUGGUUCUGAAGACCGUCUACACCGGGCCACCGCGUAAUGAGUGAGUAUAGCGGGCUAUGGUGUAGAGGAUUCCCCCAGUGUCUGUAAGUGUUGUGACUGUCACGCUCUACCGAGUUUCAUAUUGUAGUCUAAACCAGGGAUUCCCAAACUUUUUCACUCAGGGACCCCCUUCCAGCAUUGGGGAACAUCCUGUGAUGUGUAUAUUGCUAAAGUAGGCUAUAGUAGGCGGCCUAGUUAAUAAAUAGGGAUACAUCUCCAAAUUAACAUAUUUUCCUAGCUGGUAGUCUUGACCAAGCCUUCCUCCCUCUCUCCCUCAGGGGCAAUAAGCAGUCCCUGCUAGAGGAGGGCAGCCUGAUGAGCAGACUGAACCAUGAACGGGUGGUCAAACUGCUGGGGGUGAUCCUGGAGGAUGGGGACUACUCUCUGGUCAUGGAGCUCAUCCCUAAAGGCAACCUGCUGGCCAUGCUGGACCGGGUGAGAGGAUAUCACAACAACAACAACAGCUAACUUGUCUACACUGUCACUAUAGGAAUGAGGUUAGGUCCUGGACUCACAGGCCAGCCUCCUUCCUCUCACUGCAGAGAUGGAAGGUCUUCAAACAGAACUCCACAUUACAUUUUGUCUGUGUAAUAUCAACAAGCUAUUUUCUCUCUGGGCAAACAACUUGUAUAUAUUCCUGUCUUUUCUCCAGGUGCCUGUGCUGAUAUCCAUCAAGGGCAGGAUCAUACUGGAGAUUCUGGAGGGGAUGGUGUACCUGAUGAAGAACCGUGUCGUACACAAAGAUCUCAAACCAGAAAACAUACUGGUGGACAAGGAUUUUCACAUCAAGGUACAGCACCCACUGUAUAAUAUGCUUUAUUACUGUUUAUAUCAUUUACUUUACUGUGUGUGUGUGUGUGUAUGUGUGUGUGUGUGUGCGUGUGCGAAGUCCCCACAAGAAUAGUAAACAAACAAACAUUUGACCAACUGGGAAAAUGCUAUUUCUAGGGGGUUUAAGGUUAAGGUUAGAAUUAGUGUUAGGGUUAGAAUUAGUUUUAGGGUUAGGUUUAGGAGCUAGGGUUAGGGUUAGGGUUAAGGUUAGGUUUUGGGGUUAAGGUUAGGUUUAGGGUUAGGUAAAAUAGGAUUUGGGGACUGAAUUGUGUGUCCCAACAAGGUUAGUUAUGCAAGACUGUGUGUGUGUGUGUGUGUAUUGAUGUCUCUACGUUCGAUGUAUGUGUAUGAAUAUGGAUAUGUGUGUAAUCUGUGUAUGCAAUGCAUGUACAUGUAUGAAUAUGCAUGUCUGUAUCUGUGCUCCAGAUUGCAGACCUGGGCCUGGCCACCUGUCAGACGUGGAGCAGGCUGACUAAGGAGGAGUCUCGCAGGCAGAGCCGGCUGGGGCGUCCCGGGUCUGGGGGAGGGGGGGGCAGGGCAGCUGGUACUCUGUGCUACAUGGCUCCUGAGCACCUGGACAGCAUCCACACACGCUCCUCUGAGAAGUCUGACGUCUAUAGCUUCGCUAUUGUCGUAUGGGUCAUCCUCACUGGCCGUGAGCCAUAUGAAAGUGAGUGUUGCUCACUCACUCAACAGAGGCCUGUUGCAUUCAAAUUAAUCUGAUGCGAUUUCAGCCAUAUAUACUGAACAAAAAUAUAAAUCCAACAUGCAACAAUUUCGAGUUACAGUUCAUAUAAGGAAAUCAAUCCAUUUUAAUAAACGUAUUGGGCCCUAAUCUAUGGAUUUCACAUGACUGGGAAUACAUAUAUGCAUCUGUUUAUCACAGAUACCUUCAAAAAACGGUAGGGGCGUGGAUCAGAAAACCAGUCAGUAUCUGUUGUGACUACCAUUUGCCUCAUGCAGCGCGACACAUCUCCUUCGCAUAGAGUUGAUCAGGCUGUUGAUUGUGGCCUGUGGAAUGUUGUCCCACUCCUCUUCAAUGGCUGUGCGAAGUUGCUGGAGAUUGGCGGGAACUGGAACACGCUGUCAUACACGUCGAUCCAGACCAUCCCAAACAUGCUCAAUGGGUGACAUGUCUGGUGAGUAUGCAGGCCAUGGAAGAACUGGGACAUUUUCAGCUUCCAGGAAAUGUGUAGAGAUCCUAGUGACAUGGGGCCGUGCAUUAUCAUGCUGAAACAUGAGGUGAUGGCGGCGGAUGAAUGGCCCGACAAUGGGCCUCAGGAUCUUGUCACGGUAUCUCUGUGCAUUCAAAUUGCCAUCGAUAAAAUGCAAUUAUGUUCAUUUUCCGUAGCUUAUGCUUGCCCAUACCAUAACCCCACCGCCACCAUGGGGCACUCUGUUCACAAUGUUGACAUCAGCAAACCGCCUGCCCACACAACGCCAUACAUGUGAUCUGCGGUUGUGAGGCCGGUUGGACGUACUGUCAAAUUCUCUAAAACGACGUUGGAGGCGGCUUAUUGUAGAGAAAUUAACAUUAAAUUAUCUGGCAACAGCUGUGGUGGACAUUCCUGCAGUCAGCAUGCCAAUUGCACACUUCCUCAACACUUGAGACAUCUGUGGCAUUGUGUUGUGUGACAAAACUGCACAUUUUAGAGUGGCCUUUUAUUCUCCUCAGCACAAGGUGCACCUGUGUAAUGGUCAUGCUGUUUAAUCAGCUUCUUGAUAUUCCACACCUGUCAGGUGUAUGGAUUAUCUUGUCAAAGGAGAAAUGCUCACUAACAGGGAUGUAAUUUGAGAUAAAUAAGCUUUUUGUGGGUAUGGAACAUUUCUGGGCUCUUUUAUUUCAGCUCAUGAAACACCGGACCAACACUUAACAUGUUGUGUUUAUUUUUUUGUUCAGUGUAGUUUGUGAACUCUGAUAUAUUUUAUAGUAAGAGGUCCUUUGUUAUUUUUUAUGAAUGUAUAAGGUUUUUAGUUUUUCUGUACAGAUUUGAAUGCACUGAAUUAAUAUUGGACUACUGUAUUUCAGAUGCUCGGAGUGAGGACCAUAUCUGCCAGUGUGUCCGUAAAGGUGAUCGUCCUGAUGAAGACCUCAUCCCUGAUGAUACGCCUGUAGAGAUCAUAGAGCUAAUGAAGAGAUGCUGGCAUCAGGAUCCACAACUACGACCAACAUUCGAAGGUGCGUGUGCAUGUGUGUAGUGAGAUUGAGGUACAGGAAUUCCUAAAUACAGUAAAAUGCAUUACAGUGUACACAAUGCCAAUCAAUACAAUGUUAUUUGUAUAUAUUUGUAUAUUUGUUUAUCAUUUUAAGCUUGGAAAAGAGAACCUUAAACCCAGACUUGGGACCACACAGUCACUCCACUGAAUAGCAGGCUAGUGAUUACUUUGCAAUGCUUGCAGGUAGCCACUGAUUCCUUCCAAACCACUCAUUGUUGAAUUGGCGAUUUCCAACUUGUAGUGUAAUGUAUAUGUCCAAUGGCCGAUGAGCACCGAUACGUUUUAUCUAUUAUUUCUCUUCAUAUGACAAGGAUUAAAAAGGAUUUGCCAGUAGAUUGUCGACUUGAUUCAUGAUGAUGACUGCUAGCUAAGAUUUUGAAAGUAUGAUGUAACGUGAUUAACGUGAUUUGACGUCAUUUUAUCUGUGGCCAAUGACCUUGAGCCUUCAUGGAUGGGCACUUCUAAUGUGGCAGCACCCAAGGGGCUUGAAUUUUCGAGCUCUACCCUUAGAUUUGGCGGUGACGUAGUGUCCGCAUGAGUGACAGAACACUGAGCCAAUCACGGCGCAACUAGAGAACAUUACCAACCCCUACGCUCCGUAUUUUCUGCUGGCUACCCCACCACCACAGAAAACACUGAGCUAGGCUGAAACACCUGCAUUUUGGAGCUGCCUUACUCAAGAGAGCAAAAAAGAGGCAAUGUUUGUAUGGAGGCUUUAUUAACUCAAUGAUUAUUUAUAUAUUUUUACAUUGUUUGCAAACUGAUAUGUGACACGUAAAAAUACCAAAAUAACAUGCGAAACAGGCAACUCAAAAUGUGGGGCUCAAAACAGCCCUGAAUGACAGGUCGCCACUGUUCCUAAUGGUAGUGUAGAUAACCCCUGAGAGGUAUUAGACUCUAGAGGAGUCCCCAUCCACCUGUGGCUAGCUGGACAUACUGUAUAUAUGUGUGUAACUGGUGUGAAAUGGCUAGCUAGUUAGCAGUGCGCGCUAGUAGUGUUUCAAUUGGUGACGUCGCUCGCUCUGAGACCUUCAAGUAGUUGUUUCCCUUGCUCAGCAAGGUAAGGCAAUAGGUAACGAUGCUUCAUGGGAGGCAGUUGUUGAUGUGUUCAGAGGGUCACUGUUUCGAGCCCAGGUUGGGGCAAGGACAGGGACGGAAGCAAGACUGUUUCACGUGUACAGACAUGGCAUUAAAGGGGUUUUUCGACCCUCUCUCCUUCUCCCUCCCUCCCUCCCUCUCUCUCUCCCUCUCUCCCUCCCUCCCUCCCUCCCUCCCUCUCCCCCUCCCUCUCUACUGCACCUGCUGUCUCGACCUCUAAACGAUCUGGCCUUAAUGGCCAUGUACUGUUAUAAUCUCCACCAGGUUCCUGCCUUUCUAGGGAGUUUUUCCUAGCCACCGUGUUUCUACAUCUGCAUUGUUUGGGAUUUUAGGCUGGGUUUCUGUAUAAGCACUCUGCUGAUAUAAGAAGGGCUUUAUAAAUAAAUGUGAUUGAUAUUGCAGAGCAUUUACACCUUGUACAUUUCAACACAUAUUCAAAAAAAGUGCAAUAUGCAACCAAUAUGCUGUUUUCAUCUACAAAAGUCAACAUUGGACCUAUGAAUAAAUUGGUACUUCAACAAGCAUCAAUUCAUUGCAUUCAGGAGUCUAAUGUUACAUCAUGGUCUAAUACACAGACUAUUCUGUGGCUGUUGCUAUGUUAGUCAUGACUGCUCUAAUUUUCUAAUUUUCUCUCUCUCUACACAGAGGGCUACAACACCUUCCUUCCCGUCUACAGGGAGAAGUUAGAGCCAGAUGUAGAGAGGGACUCACUUGGUCUCAGAGUAAGUUGCAUGUGUGAACAAAGUAAUAGCACUGUCAUGAGUACAUCAUUGAAUUAACCAAGUGCACAACAAAGCAAAGUCGGAACAAAUACAGUAACUACGUGAAAGAUAUUGAUGGGUGUUUAAUAUUACCACAAUAUUACAAAAUGUAUCAUAAGGUCCAUAACACCUUUUAAACAAUAUUAUGCGUCCUGUGAUCUGUUUCAUUGGCAUGCAGGACUUGUACGAGGGGCCAGAGGAGCUGGUGGAGAAGAUGAAAUCAUUAUCCAUGCCCCCUGAGAGCCUCAAAGGAGGUGAGCAGUCUGAGCACAAUGUGAGGCAGGCUUCAUGGCCCUGACCCUCUAUAGCUCUCCACCUUACUACUCUACACCACUCACUGCCUUGCUAAACAGUCUCAGCGUGGUGGAAGCUUGCGUCAAGUUUUAUAUUUAAUUACUUUGCCUAAGCCCACUGAUCCAAAGGUUUGGACAAAGUGCACUGAACUAUUGGACAUGAAAGAAAAGGGAUACAAAAAUUGAAUGUGAUGGGAUGCACUAAGACCUCAACUUGAGAUCUUUGCCAGUUUCUAGAUUUACCAUUCAAAUCUCUCAUUCUCAUCAAUAAUCAAACCAUUUAUACGACAAGUUAUUCACCUUGAUCUUAAUUUAGAAUUCAGCUAUUAAAAAUGAACCCUCUACCACUUCUCCCUAUAGACCGGCCGGCUCCCUUGCUGACCUCAGACGGUGCUGGGGCUGUCCGUGUAGAGGCUGGUCCAGUGGAGGCCAGCAUCGAGGACCUGAACCUCUUCCUCCCCUGUGAGACCUCCCUAAUCCAGCCAGAUGCCUGGACCCUCGACCCGGUCAGCACCACCUCGGGCAUGGAGCUCAAAAUGGUCAGCGACUGCUCAGCCCUGGAAGUCAAACUAGCCCAGGAGUUGGAAUAUCACAAAUAUGGCAGCUACAGCCGGAUGGAACAGCUUGACUUCAGCCCCUACCCUAACCCUCACCCUGCCACCCCACAGCGCCUCUGCUCACAGGACCCCACCGCCAAUAGAGGGCUCCCCGACCUCAGUCCCUUCCAUCCCUCCACGUCCCCAGUAUCCUCUGUCCAGUCCUGGACCAAAACCCAGGCCGUCCAGCCCAGCAGCGUGGAGGUGGACCCCCACCUCCGUCUUUCUAGCCUAGGCCUGUACGAGGCCGCGGCCCCCUCAGGGGCCACCACCCCCAGGCGCCAGCUUUCCAGCCACAUGCCUGAGUCCUCCAGCAGCCCCUCUCUAAGCCAGGGCCAGUACUCCCCCCAGCAGCAGGAUCCCUACGCCCAGUACUACCGCCUCCAGUCAUUGCCAGCCUACCCAGUGCCAGAGUCAACUGCCCCAGACCUCACUGCAGGGCUGCGCCUGAACUCGGGUGCCAAGGUUAGACCUCCACAGGACCCAGGUAGGGGUGAAGCACAGAGAUUACAGUGCUUGUUACCACUAUUACCAUUAUUACAGCUGAUGCAGAUUCCCCAAUCAGCAUGACAGCUAUCUACCACUUCAAUUAGAAAAGCAUUUAUAAGAAACAGUAUGUGUGUGUGUGUGUGUGUUUUGCAGGAGGCCUGUUCAUCCAUAACGCCAGUGGGAUCCAGAUAGGCAGCAACAACACACUGAGCAUCAGGGACCACGAGACUUACAGCAGGUCAGCCAGCUCUCUCUCCAAUGGGGCAAACUCACACUCUCUACUCAAAGAGACCCUGCAGAUGUACGGUAAGAAUAGAAUCCUGCAAAGAGGAGCCUACUUCCUGAAAAUAGACAUCUUCCUAUUUUUCUAUGUCAUGUUUUCUACUUCUAGUCCCAUAUUUUGUCUAGCCACAAUAUAGGGGUUCUUACAUUGUUUGUUUACACAUUUAUAUAUUUGGGGUUCAGAGGAGGCUGAUAUAGGAGGAUGGGCUCAUUGUAAUGGCUGGAAUGAAUGGAACGGAGUCAAACACGUUGUUUCCAUGUGUUUGAUAGCAUUCCAUGUAUGCCAUACCAGCCAUUACAAUGAGCCCGCCCUCCUAUAUCUCCUCCCACCAGCCUCCUCUGGUGGGGUUAUAAUUGGGUUGGAUAGUUCAACUAAGACCAUGGGGCAUUUAGAAGUGCUAUUAUUUAACAGUAAAUUGGUAUGUAUCAUUAAAUGAGAGUAAAUUAUCAAAAACCCUUGUAAAUAUCACAGAAAAGGGUUGUUAACUUCCAUUUUACACAAUAUGUUCCGUUGUGUCCUGUCCCGUGUUCAGAGGACCAGGCAGUGACUGAAGAGCACCUUGAUCUCCUGAGAGAAAACAUCGGGAAGGAAUGGAAGCGCUGUGCCCGUCGUCUGGGCCUGAGCGAGGUGGAGGUGGACACCAUCGACCAGGACUACCAUCGUGACGGGUUGCCUGAGAAGGUGCACCAGAUGCUGGAGCGCUGGAGGAUGAAGGAAGGCUGUGUGGGCUGCACCGUGGGCCGGCUCUGCAGAGCCCUGGAGAACUGUGUCAAAGUAGACCUGGUAAAGAAGCUUCUUCUUGCCUGCUGGACCAAUACUUCUCCGUAGGUACAGUAGACUGUAUCUAUUCCAGUCCCCCCUACCCCUAACCCAGAGAGAGACUUUCUACUCCAGCACUCCACCCACAGACACCCUUAAAUUCCUACCAACCAAUGUAAUGUGUAAUGUUUGUGAGUUGAGUUGUUAGUAUUGAAUUUUCCUGCCAUAGGAUAUGAGUGUACAGGUUAGAGUUCUCAUUCACAGCCCGAACCCGACAGGACCAGUCCUCAAAUUCUGUGAAUCUACUGUGCGUGUCUGUGCACCUUUUAGCUUUUUCUCAGCCACAGCAGCGCCAGGAUUCCAAUAUUGGCUGGGCCAGAGAAAUUUGUGGCCAUGAUGAAACUUUUUUUCUGAUGAUUGAAAUGUUUCAAAACUGCAAUAUGAAUAAGCUGGAGUGCACUCGGGAGAAUGAUGAUCCACGAGACCACGACAGGCAGCGCAUCUCAGUAUCAGGAGAAGCCCAUAUUCCAAUGGCAUCUUUUAAUGCCGAUACAUCCAAACAAAAUACACCUUAUG